AUGGAUGCUAUUCCGUCAAUGGAGGAGGUUAGAGAAGCUUUUUUUGAUUUGGGAGCGGAUUCUGCACCUGGCCCUGAUGGAUUUACAGCUAGGGAGAUGCCUUCUAUGUGUCGACUAUGCAGGGAUGAUUGCGAAGAUGUUAGCCAUAUUACUUGGCAUUGCAAAAUUGCUAAGCGGAUUUGGAGUUGGGCAGCUGCUAUUUUUAAGAUAAAACCGAACGAGGAUCUCGUGGCCUCUUACAAGGAGGCAAAGGGGCGGAGUAGAAUGAUAAAAGACCUGUGGCUUGUUGCUAAUCUUGCAAUAGUUACGGAAUUGUGGAAGUUGCGUAACAAAGCUUAUUUCGAUAACAUGCGGGUUCGUUGGCUGGAAUUUAAAGGAAGGGUUCAUCAGGUAAUUCGUGAUAACUCUAUUAGAAUGAAGGGCCAUAUGCAUAAUACUUUGGAUGAUCUGCGUAUUGUGAAUUUCUUUACAGUGAAGCAUAGAUCUUGCGAUCACUCUGAUCCAAUUGAAGUUACUUGGAUGCCACCGAAUCCUGGUGAGAUUAUGAUCUGUUGUGAUGGUGCUUCUCUUGGCAACCCGGGGCAAGCUGGUUCUGGUGUAGUCAUCCGUGAUUCCAACUCGGUAAUUUUGUGA
This is a messenger RNA of Papaver somniferum (opium poppy), 633 nucleotides long. RefSeq lists its product as uncharacterized. The record is from RefSeq and is a predicted model, not a curated record. Lineage: Eukaryota; Viridiplantae; Streptophyta; Magnoliopsida; Ranunculales; Papaveraceae. Bases 1 to 633 code for a protein of 210 amino acids. The transcript has 2 exons.